GCGAGAAGGAAGAAUUUCGCGGGAAUUCGUCGGUUGAAAUAGCAUCUGACAGGGUUGUCUUUGUUAUCAAAAUCGAUAAAAUUUCUAAUAAAGAAAAAAUGCCACCAAAGAAAAGGAAUCCAGAUAGCAAGGGAAAUUCCCAAGCAAAACGAAGGAAGAAGAAAAAUGAUGAUAUUGAAGAGUUUGAUGAUCUAGACUCCGGUGGAGAAAUGGACCACAACACAAACAAUGGCACGGAAACAGAUGAAACUUACGAUGUUACUCUAGAGGGAUCAAUGCUCACUGGGGAACUGCUGAUCAGUGGUGGAACAAACUGGGACCUGAUAGGAAGGAAAACUGUGCCAAAAGGAGCUAAGAAUGCAGGUGGUCCCAAUCUCUGGCGUCCACACAGGAUAUGUAAUAUGCUGGGAGUGAAGGUUAGAUCUGCUAUAUCUGGGUGUACAGCUUGUCAUAGUGUCAUCAUCACAGCUGAUGGAAAAGCUAUGACUUUUGGUAGAAAUGACUGUGGUCAGCUUGGACAAGGUGACACAAACAGAAAGGACCUACCCACAGAAGUACCACUCCUAGAGGGACUCAAUAUUGUAGACGCAUGUUGUGGCAAAAACCACACUUUGUUUCUAACAGACAAAGGUCAUGUGUAUGCAUGUGGAGACAACAAAAUGGGACAAUUAGGCUUAGGGCACCAGAGCAGCACAAUUCUGGUUCCAACGAAGAUAUCAUACAAAGGCCCUCCAAUCAGAAAAGUAGCUGCUGGAGGGGAAUUUUCUAUGAUAGCAGACAUAAGAGGGAAUCUGUACUCCUUUGGGUGUCCAGAAUAUGGUCAAUUAGGUCACAACACAGAUGGGAAGUACUUUGUUACUAGCAAUAAGAUGUCAUUUCGAUGUGAGACACGACCAAGGAAGGUCAACGUCUUCAUAGAGAAGGCUAGGGAUGGUCACAUUGUACCAAUAACAGAUGUAGAAAUCAGGGAUCUGGUGUGUGGCAUGAAUCACACGGCAAUCAUAGAUUCUAAGAAGAGGGUCUUUACUUGGGGGUUUGGAGGAUAUGGUCGGCUUGGACAUGCUGAACCCAAAGAUGAAAUGGUUCCGCGUCAUUUGAAAUUCUUUGAUGGUCCUAAUAGAGGAGCAACCCAGAUAUAUGCAGGCUCAACUUUCACUUUGGCUACAAAUGAAUUUGGUGCAUUAUACAUGUGGGGAAUAAAUAAGUCUGUGGGAGAGGCAGCUAUGUAUCCAAAACUAGUCCAGGACCUCAGUGGCUGGAGAAUCAGAAGUGUGGGAUGCUGCAAUAAAAGCAUCCUGGUAGCAGCAGAUGAGAGUUUAAUAUCCUGGGGGCCAAGUCCUACAUAUGGAGAGCUGUGUUAUGGAGAAGACAAGGCCAAAUCUUCCACCACUCCUCAGGAAGUUAAAACGCUAUAUGGUGGAUAUGUGCAGGCUGUCGGCUGUGGGUAUGGACAUGCACUGCUUAUUCUUCGAGCAGACUCUGAGGAUGACAAAGGGAAGAUUGAAAAAGUGAAUGUCUUUAAGCCAUAACUGGCUCCCAUCAAAGGAAAUAUACAUUUGAUCAUGUAAAUAAUCUUAGUUACUGAACAAAACCAUUGAAUCAUAUUGAUAUUGAUUGCACAUUUGUUCUACCUCCUCUUGGUAUAGACAAAACCUUGCAAUAAUAAUUUAAAUUUUAGAUAAGUCUGUAUGUGUAAUGUUGUCCAUAAAAGAGUUAGUGUUCCUAUUUAUCGUCUUUUUGAUGAUGUCUUUUUUCCAGUAUUAAGAAAAAGUGGUGCACAAGUGAAAAGUCUUUUAUAUUCUUGCAUAAUUAUUUUUAUUGUUUAAAACAUAAUGAUUAACUUUGGAAGAUUUAGUACAAAGAAGACAUGGGGGGGAUGUUUUUGUCAGGAUUGAAAGAAUGACCUCUGAAAAUUACACUGUCUCUUAUUAUUAUUAAUUAAAUAGCAAUUCAAACAAAUGAAAUUUUUAUGAUUAACUAUAGAGAAAUGUGAUAAAAAUUAUUCUGAAUAUUUAUGUGUAGAUUUCUAUUUUGCAAAUUAUUCAAUAAAUUUUACAUUUUUUUUCUAACUACAGAUCAUAUAACCUGCAUGUACUUAUAACUUAGGUACCGGUAUUUGAAAGAAGGUGCUUUUAAAAAGCAGUGGCGUAUCAAAAAUUUUAGUAGAAUAUUGAGGGAUAUUUGUAUUAAAUCCUUGCUUCGUUGUGUAUUGUCAGUAGAUUUUUAUAUACACAGGCAUAGGAAAGUCAAUAGUCUUAAUGCUUGUUCUUUUUCUCUUCAUACAUGUAGAAUCACAAUUCACUCUGUUUCUUAUUAAUUUAUCUGCUGAUUUCUUAUAUGAAGAUUUUAUUUAAAAAGUCAGGGAUAUAUGUACAAUUAAAUCAUUCU
Molecule: messenger RNA, 2388 nt
Organism: Saccostrea echinata
Lineage: Eukaryota; Metazoa; Mollusca; Bivalvia; Ostreida; Ostreidae
Product: protein RCC2 homolog
Exons: 11
Coding region: 99-1529 (476 amino acids)
Source: RefSeq, a predicted model, not a curated record